CUUGGUAAUUUUGUCAAAAAAAACAGCAACAAAUGCACACAAAUCUGCCCAAAUACCAAUCAACUAAAAAAAAGACCAAGAAUCACAGUACUGCCCGUCCCUUCUUUUCUCCUUUCGGCGACUGUUCACGGUCACGCGGGGCGGCCACAACACCAGCUGGACAGCAACGGCUCGGCGGCGACGUAACCUGAACCUCGGCCCCGCGUGGAUGACUGAACACGGACGGCGGCGGAGGCGAUCUAGACGGCGACGGCGAUCGAAAGGUGGGUCCUGGGCGGCGCGGCCUGCUGCUCGCGACGUCCUACCCAGCGACUGCGGCGGUCGGCGGGAGACCAAGGCUGCGCGACGGCGGCACCGAGGCAACCCCAAGGCUGCAGCUCUCUCCCCUGCUGCGCGACUCACUCUUGCGCGAACCUCACAGCGGCGACAACUGAGGACGGCGACGGCCCUGGAUCUGCUAUUGAUGGCGGCGGCGGUUCCUCAAUGUGGCGCGGCGGCUUCGAUUGCACGGCUAGAUCUCUGCACCCGGUCCCUGUCGCUCCUUCAAUUGAACAGCCACACACACGGACGAUCUGGAUCCCACACGGUUCUUCACACAAGAACCCUAGGUGACAAAUCUUCUCGUAAUUUGUGCUCGUGUUGAAUAAUCUUGCUCCGAUACCACUUGUUGGGAAUUAAACACACAACACACACAAAUAAUCUACGAGAAACGAGAGAAACGGAACACGGACGACACACAAAAAUUUAACGUGGUUCGGUUUCCCUACUCCACGGCUGCAACAGGAGGAUGUCUAUUUCACUUGUCGUGUCUCACCGGAAUUACAAAUACUAGGGCUGAAUAUAUAGGAGAAGGAAAAAACCUAGGGUUACAUA
This is a messenger RNA of Cuscuta campestris, 873 nucleotides long. Lineage: Eukaryota; Viridiplantae; Streptophyta; Magnoliopsida; Solanales; Convolvulaceae. The record is from the annotation of a GenBank genome assembly.